Molecule: messenger RNA, 1169 nt
Organism: Amborella trichopoda
Lineage: Eukaryota; Viridiplantae; Streptophyta; Magnoliopsida; Amborellales; Amborellaceae
Product: VAMP-like protein YKT61
Biological process (GO): endoplasmic reticulum to Golgi vesicle-mediated transport
Cellular component (GO): Golgi apparatus; membrane
Molecular function (GO): SNAP receptor activity
Source: RefSeq, a predicted model, not a curated record
GGGAAAAUUGCGGGACAUGGAUACCCCCGCUCUGCAACUUUCACGCACACUUUACGGACAAAGAAGUUGUGACGGGCAAAAACUCAUCCACGCAGGGUACCCCUGGUUCGCUCACCUCUCUGAGAAGAAAAAACUCACCGCCCCUCUCAGAAGAAAAAACCCUAGCGACUCAACCAUCCAUCUCUCUAAUCUUUUCUCACUCAAAGCCCUAGCAACUCAAUCAUCCAUUGCCACUCGCCCCAACGAAGCUCAACCCUUCAGCAAUUCCUGUCCUCCUCGCCUCUGGUCUAUUCCCCUCUUCGCCCCCAUCGCUGCAAGCUAAGAGCUCAGAGAAAGCUACAAUCAUCAAAAAUGAAGAUUACGGCAUUGUUGCUCAUGAAAUGCAGCAACGAUGAGGGAUCUGAGCCUCUAGUUCUUGCAAGUGCUUCGGAUGUUAGCCAAUUUGGUUACUUUCAGAGGACUGGAGCCAAAGAGUUCAUCCUUUUUGUUGGCCGUACAGUUGCGAAGAGAACUCCACCUAGUCAGAGACAAUCUGUUCAGCAUGAAGAGUACAAGGUGCAUUCUUACAACAGAAAUGGUCUUUGUGCUUUGGCUUUCGCGGAUGAUCAUUACCCCAUCCGUAGUGCAUUCUCUAUUCUCAAUAAGGUUCUAGAUGAAUAUCAGAAAAGCUUUGGGGAGUCCUGGAGAACCAUGCAUUUUGAUGCAACUCAACCUUGGCCUUAUAUAAGUGAAGCUCUCACCAAAUAUCAGGACCCCGCAGAAGCUGAUAAAUUGCUAAAAAUUCAGAGGGACUUGGACGAGACCAAAAUCAUUCUUCAUAAGACAAUUGACAGUGUGCUUGAAAGGGGAGAGAAGCUGGACAGUCUAGUGGAGAAGAGUUCAGAUCUGAGUGCUGCAUCUCAGAUGUUCUACAAGCAAGCCAAGAAAACCAACCAAUGCUGUACCAUAUUAUAGAUGAUUCAAUUCUUGUAUUAGAAUAAUGGUUCAGGAUUGUAAAGAGUGAGAUGAUGAAAAUAUUGUGGUGGUUGUAUUAUCUAUCACCGUUAUGUAAUUGUGGGUUUGCCUUAACUCUUGGGGCCGUGGUGGGUAGCUUUCUACCCUUCUGUCUUGUGCGUUUCUGGCUUUUUUGGGACUAAGAAUCAGAGUUCCAGUUUUAAUGGCUCCUUGAA